Messenger RNA from Lathyrus sativus (Indian pea), 1812 nucleotides. NCBI's taxonomy places the organism in Eukaryota, Viridiplantae, Streptophyta, Magnoliopsida, Fabales, Fabaceae. The record is from the annotation of a GenBank genome assembly.
AUGGUGAGAGAACACCGAGUCGACUCGUUCUACGCCAAACUCCGCCAAUCGGCACACUCCUCGUCCGCUUCCUCCCCCAUUCUCAUUUUCCCUUCAACCUCCGAUGUCGAUUCUCUCUGCGCACUCAAAAUCAUUUUCCGAAUCCUCGAAUCCGAUUCCAUUCAGUACGCUUGUUAUCCAGUUUCUUCCUUCCGCGAGAUUCACAGUUACGCAACUUCAACCCAAAACGACGGUCCUAUCUCUGUCGUUUUAAUCAACUGGGGCUGUCACAAGGAUCUCCGCAAAAUCUUAAAGCUAGGUCCAAACGCUCGUAUCUUCGUUAUUGAUAGUCACCGUCCGAUUCAUCUUCAUAAUCUCAGUGACCAAAACGACACUGUCGUUGUUCUCUUUACUCAAGAGGAUGAGAAACAAGCAGAUCUGGCUUAUGAUUUCGAGUUUCCUCUUACCGCUUUAGCUAAUGCUUCAACAACGAUUGAUUCGGAUUUGGAGUCUGAUUCUGAUUCCGAGUCCGGUUCGGAUACAGAUUCAGAUUCCGAUGGAAUGAGAAAUAAAAGGAAAAGAAAGAGGGAUUCGGAAGAUGGAGAAAACGAACAAGGGGAAAAAGAUGAAGAAGAACAUCAAGAUGCGGUUAGGUUGUAUAGAAAGAGGAAGAAAGAGUAUUAUGGAUUGGGAACAUUUCAUGGGAAGCCUUCUGGUUGUUUGAUGUACGAGCUUGCUCAUUUUCUGAGGAAGAAUACGGAUGAAUUGCUUUGGUUAGCUUGUGUUGCAUUGACGGAUCAAUUUGUUCACGAGAGGCUGAGUGAUGAGAGGUAUAGUGAUGGGGUUAUGGAGUUGGAGCAAUAUAUAAACAGUUCUGGUAAUUUGGAUGCUGUUAAUUCUGUUACUCUUAAGGAUGGGACGAAAAUUAGGGUGCCAAAUUCGUCGCGAAUUGCUUAUGAGGAUGAACCAAAGCUUAUGCUGUUGCAGGAGUGGAAUUUGUUUGAUUCAAUGCUUUGUAGUUCGUAUAUUGCUACGAAGUUGAAGACUUGGAGUGAUAAUGGGAUGAAGAAAUUGAAGCUUUUGUUGGCGAGGAUGGGAUUUGCGCUUAUUGAUUGUCAACAGAAGUUUCAGUAUAUGAAUGUUGAGGUGAAGAGAAAGAUGAAACGUGAGUUUGAGAAAUUUUUACCUGAAUAUGGGCUUACUGAUUUUUAUUACCGUGGAUUUUUGCGGGUCCAUGGUUAUAGUUCAAGAGUUUCUGCUGCGGAUGUUGUUUAUGGUGUUACUGCACUGUUGGAAUCGUUUGUGAAUUCAGAUGGAUCCUGUGUUUCGACUCAAUUCAAUGUGGCGUUUGAUGCUCUUUCUAUGAACAAUGUUGAUAAACUCAAAGCUGGGAUGCAACAAGCUAUUAAGGUCCAGAGAUCAAUUUUGAGGCAGGGAAGUCUUGCGAUUAUGAAAAGCGGUUGCAUUAGAAGUGGAAGGAAGUUUCGAUGGGUGAAGCUCGAGGAUUCAACGGAUUCUAAAUUGUUGGGGUACCCUCAAGCUUUGACAAAGUUCUGUUAUUUUCUAAUGGAUGCUUUGAGAGAAAAGGGUGCAAGGAUGAAGCCUUUGAUUUGUGCUUGUGUGUCCCAGGAUCCAAAUAAAGUUCUUAUUGUUGGGGUUUGUGGAAGGCCUCGUUUGGCUGCUGCUCAAGGGAAUGCAUUCGGGGUUGCAUUUAGAAGUGCGGCCGAGGAUGUUGAAAGUGAGUUUUUCCAUGAGUUGUUUGAGUCAUCUUGGAUUGUGUUAGAAUCUAAAUUUCUUAAUUCUUUCAUGGUUAAGUUGACUGAGAAACUUUGA